This is a messenger RNA of Penaeus vannamei (Pacific white shrimp), 1599 nucleotides long. Lineage: Eukaryota; Metazoa; Arthropoda; Malacostraca; Decapoda; Penaeidae. The record is from RefSeq and is a predicted model, not a curated record.
AUGAACAAGGAAAUACAACGAUUGAAAACAUUUGAUGAUGACGAAGAUAAAUAUGCCUAUCAUCCAAAAGUGAUUGCAAAAGCUGGUUUUUAUAAAGUCGAAAACGAAUUCAUCUGCUUCAAUUGUAACUUGAAGCUUAGUGCUAAAGAUAUUGAUACAGGGAAGAAUAUUGUGGAGAUCCAUCAAGAUAGAGAUGCAUCAUGUACCUUUGCACAUAAUUUGCCUUUCCUUCCGAGAUCAAGAUUAUAUAAAGAUGGUGAUAAGGAAUUAAGAUACGAAAUGAAGAGAUUAGAAACUUUUAUAAAUUGGCCCGGAGAUGGAAAAAUAAUAACAUUGAGAGAUUUAGCCAAUGGUAAGCCAGUUGGCAAUGUACCUAUUGUAGAAGAUAAGAUACUAAAAAAAAUCUUAGGACGUUACUCUAUAUAUCCCUUAGAUGGAUCUUUACUGAGACCAAUUCAUAAGAAAUACGCAACAGAGGAAUCUCGGAGAUCCACAUAUUAUGAUAAGGAUAAUUGGCCUCUUAAAGAUCAAUCAUUCGUAGAGAAAUUAGUAGAAGCAGGAUUCUAUUAUACAGGAAUUAGUGAUCAUGUUUCAUGUUUCCACUGUGGUGUCGGUCUUCGCAAUUGGGAAGAUGAUGAUGAUCCGUGGAAAUUACACGCCAUAUGGUCUGCCUCGUGUCAUUAUGUUUACUUGCAGAAGGGAGAAGCAUUCAUCAAUAAGCACAACCUGAAUCAUCCAGUAUCUAGUAGUGUCAAUGCCGUCACGGAACACGAUUGGAAUCAUCUUUUGGGUCUGGAUUAUACCAGAAAAAUAUUAAUGCUAGGUUUUCCCACCGUUGCCGUUAGAGAUGCACUCCGAGAUCAAGUUAUACAAACUGGUAUACCUUUUUCAAGUGAAGUUGAAUACUCCAAUAAUCCAAUGUAUCGUCAUGAAAUCUCCUUUAAUCUUCCUUAUCCCAAUCUAACAUAUCAUCUCGAAAGCGAAUAUCGUAUUACAUUGGAUGAACUCAACAAUUAUGAGAUUACUUCUCGAAUAAGUUCGUAUCUUGAUAGAUAUCAGACUGCCCCCUUAAUAACAAUAUGGAAAUAUUUGAUUGAUCAAGAUAUAGAUACUAGAACUACAAGCACGCCUAUCAAUUCAAUAGAAAAAUGUGAUAAUGUAUCAGAUAACCAACUUAAUGAAAGAAGAUUGUGUAAAGUUUGCAUGACCGCUGAAGUAGAAGUGGUAACUUUCCCCUGUCAUCAUAUGGUCUGUUGUUCCGAUUGUCUCUCGACUCAGGCGCAGUGCCCUGUCUGGUAUAGUGUAUUUAUCAGCAAGAUAUUUCCAUACGAAACUACAACCAUAAUCAAGAAAUCUAAGAGUUGUCUCUCGAUCAAUAUUGGUAUGAUCGUGUGUGUGGAAUCGUUCCAGAGCGCUUCUCUGUUAGCGGAAACGACUCCAAGGCAGAGCUGUUUUAGCGAGGACGGCUGCCGCCGUCUCCAAGACCUUGCCAUUUCAGCACUGUCACCUCCUUCUAUAGCGUUACACACAAGCAUGUUUUCAAAGAUAAAGUCACGAUCCUCCACCUUCCACGUCUCAUCAACCCCCGGAAAAUUAUAG